This is a messenger RNA of Strongylocentrotus purpuratus (purple sea urchin), 3732 nucleotides long. Its product is annotated as urotensin-2 receptor. Gene Ontology annotation, cellular component: membrane. The record is from RefSeq and is a predicted model, not a curated record. Bases 1200 to 2249 code for a protein of 349 amino acids. NCBI's taxonomy places the organism in Eukaryota, Metazoa, Echinodermata, Echinoidea, Camarodonta, Strongylocentrotidae. The transcript has a single exon. Gene Ontology annotation, molecular function: urotensin II receptor activity. Gene Ontology annotation, biological process: neuropeptide signaling pathway.
UUGGGGUGUGGUGUGCGUAUACAUCCAAAUCGCGCACUCAAGCUGGUUUCAUCACGAUGUGCUUCGUUGUGAUUGGACGCAUCUCCCGUCAAUUUAACGAACAUCUCCAAUGUGUCACGAUUCUCCUAGCGCCAGAGUAACUUUAGAGGGCGAUUGAAGUGCCACUGUCCGAGCUUCAGCUCUCAGUGCAUCGAUUUUAACCGGUUCAGCAGCAGUGUUUCACUUGUUUUUGCGUCACGAAUAGCGAUUAAGCGGCUCGAGAUGGCUGCAAGUUUUCCCUCCAGCUUCGGCGUAAAGAGAGUUUAAUUGCGGAACAUGCAACGUUUAUAAACAACAAGAGCACUGCAACCUCAGAGCGCAAGGAGCAUUCGUCAUCUGAACUGAACAGGAAAUGCUCUACUUUUGUUGCUCAGGUUAAAUAGAAAAGGGGAUGCCUAUGCUCAUUUCUUUUUUAAAACGGAAAUAUGCGACUACUUUCAACGCUAAACUUUUCUCCUAACAACGGAUAUUUCUAUUGGACUAAAACAGAAUCCUUCAUCGGACAGAUAUUGCGUUACUCUGCUUUCAAAUUUUGGAGUACCAAAGGAUUCAAGCUACUGAAGACAACUGAUAUUCAACUGUGAGUGAACUAGCUCUGACUUAUCGAGAACAUUAGCAUAAGAGGAAAACCGAAAGUGUAUUAUCAAGUAUGUAUUCUAGACAUGCAUUGGCUUUACAAUAUCUCCGAUCAAGGGACUGCCAGGACUACCCUGUAAUUAUUUGACGAAAUAAAAAAAGCAACAACAUUUCUAUCGCCGUCUUCUACUAUUUCACCGGUGGCGGAUUCGAAUUACACCCCUUGAGGAUAAUGAAUACUAGCCGGAGGUUCUGAUCGAUAUCUACAUUAGAUGUAAAACUACUCAGUCUUUUGGGGAUCCGCAUCUGGACUUUGGACGUGUGCAGUCUUAGGAUUGGUGCUUGAAAGAUCAAGUUUCCACAGCUUCAUUUGGAGAAAGCGCUUGAUAUCUAUUCAUGUUUCAAUUUCUUUGAUGGAUACACCUGGAUACUUUUUUUUUCAAUCUAAACGAGUAGUUUUUUAAAAAUCCGAUUGAUGACAGAAAGUGUGAUUGCCAACGGGGUGUCCUGGACGAAUUCUGUAGUGGAAUAACUUUAGGAAACGUACUUCAUUAACUUUUGGUCAACAACUUAUCAGAUAAACCAUGGCGGAUUCAUGGAUGUACACCCUGCCGAACGUGUCGAGCAACGGUUCGUUAUUGAACAGCUCAUCUCUGGACUUCGAGGAUGAUGUCAUGUUCAAUUCAUUCCUAGUCGCUGGAUUUCUAUGUAUCUUUGUUGUUGGUGUCUUUGGAAACAGCAUUGUUAUUCUGCUAACAUUCCGACCAACGUGCAGCGUGAGUGUCAACACAAUCAAUACUUAUAUUGUCAAUGUUGCCUUUUCGGAUUUGCUCUAUAUCUUCGGCUGCCUGUUUUAUACGCUAACGAACUAUAACCAAAAUGGAUGGAUGUUCGGUGAUAUCGGUUGCAGACUUAUUUUGGGACAGGAUAUCUUAACCAUGCACGUGAGUACUUUUAUUCUCACUAUUAUGAGUGUCGAGCGAUAUGUCGCGGUGGUGCACCCGAUGAUUUCAUUGCGCUACCGGAGCGUUGGCUUCGCCCGCCGGAUCAGCGGGGCGGUGUGGUUAACAGGUCUGGUAGUCACUUUACCCAUGAUUAUUUACAUGUCGGAGGUACACGUUGAGGAUAGGGAUAAGUAUUCCUGCACAUGGACGCUGGAUGCUGAUCGCUCUCUGCCCAACUACAUGCUCGCUAUCUUUCUCAUCACAUUCCUCAUACCUUCAGUCAUCACCGCCACGGUUUACGUACUCCUCCUGUUCCAUUUCCUCAACCUGGUCAGUCCUGCACAUUCGGCCAACCGUCGGACCAAGCGAUCCAAACGCAAGGUGGCCCAAAUCAUCUUCGUCAUCGUGUUCAUCUUCUGGCUUUGUUACAUCCCUUUCUGGACCUACCAGCUCAUCAUCUUAAGAAACGUGAACUUUGAUUCCAAUAACAUUAUGGGACUGGUCACAUUGGUCCUGUCCUACCUAAACUCCUGCGUCAACCCUUUCCUCUACACCCUUCUACCCAGAAGGUACAACAUGUGGAAGCGGAUAUGUAGCAGUCGUUCUAGGCGGACCUACACCCCUGUCCAUGUGCAACUAGCGGCCGCCAAAAGAAUCGGCCAUGUCCACAACGGGCACGCGGUCCUAUGAACCCUUCGUCGGGUGCAGUUGAAUGCACCCGAUACAAGUUCGUCUAGCACAGGAUAAACUCGUUUUGAUACUUUAUUCAUCAUCGUUACAGAGCAUGGUUAAGCGUCUUUAGCGGCCUAUAUAUAACAUGUGCCUUUCUGGACCUUCUGGGAAGAGUAGAAACAAUCUCAAUUUGUACAGCAUAUAGUUUAUUCAAAAGACUUAAUCCAUAUCGAAAUUGUCACAUUAAUAUCAUUUUGUAUAACGCCAUCGUAUCCGUAAUGUUAGACGUAAUAUGGUCAUGUUUCAAGCCUACCAAUUUGUGAUAUAUAUAUAUAUAUAUUUGCAAAAUACUAGUCAUUCGGGAGCAAUUGCAUCGACGGUUACUUUUAAAAAAAGUAACUAUAUGAUGGGCUGUGCUUAUUUAUAUUUGAUGAACGUGUGCAAAUACUAUCUAUUCCAAUAACCAAAAACAGUGCAUAAAAAAGACACAAACUUUGGCAUUCCAUCAGGCCGUCAGCUCAUAAAACUGACUAUACUGGUCUCGUGAACCCUCAGAAUAAUUUAUCACAAUGCCCACAGGAUCGAAAUGUCAGUCCCCCUGACCGUUGGCCUGGUAAACAUUCAGAAAUCAUUUCAGAAGGUUGAAAAGACCGACAUGGUCAGUCUCGUGUCCUGUCAAUCUCGCCGCUCUUGAUUUCGAGCCAGGCAAAACAAAAAUAAUGGGGUAUAUAUUAGAAACAAAAGACGAUUUCAAUGUAUAGAAUUUCAAAAAUUAAAUCAACUACAUGAGAGGACAGAGCAUGUGAUGUUCAAUUUCUUAAUUUACCGACGAAAUAUCUAAUCAAUAUCAACUUUUAGCGGUUCGUGAACGUGUAUUUGAAUUUCUCGGUAUUUCAUACAUUUUGGAUUAUGUACAUCUUUUUUCUGCUAUAUCAUUCGGGUAUUUUGACGAUAGGAACAUCGGAACUCAGGAUUUUCUUUCUUAUUCCUUUUUCUGCCAUUCAAGAAGUGUGGCGGAAGUCAGUGUUGUAUCGGUCCUAUACAUUGUUAGAUUUUACGAUUUCAAUGGACUUCAUGGAAACAUUCUUUUAGAUUAUUAUGAUUAUUCUUUUGAAAUGCAUAUCGACAGGGAACCCUCAUUGGAAGUUUUUUUGGUCUAAUUCUCAGCGACCAAUAAUACAUCGAGACAGAGAGUGAGACGUAUUACACGGACAUAAUUAAGUGAUCCUUUAGUCUCAUCUUUCGAGCUUUCAAGGAAUUUUGUCGAGGAAUCUUCUUACAUAGGCCCUCAAGACACAACAAUUAUGUAAUACUAUACAAUUUAGAUAUGUAGUUAAGGUUGAUCCGAGUUUACCUCUUCGUCCAGAGCAUAUCAGAAAGGAUUUUAUAUGUCCGCUAUCAUUGUAGUUGACAGAUAAAACUUUAAUCAGCUUAUUUUUAUGGGUGAAAUUUGACAUUACGUUUAUAUUUGUUGUAAAAUAGAAAUAGAUGCACCUUCUAU